This is a messenger RNA of Gracilinanus agilis (Agile Gracile Mouse Opossum), 1170 nucleotides long. It is a transcript of the gene ALKBH2, whose product is annotated as alkB homolog 2, alpha-ketoglutarate dependent dioxygenase. Gene Ontology annotation, biological process: DNA repair. The record is from RefSeq and is a predicted model, not a curated record. Lineage: Eukaryota; Metazoa; Chordata; Mammalia; Didelphimorphia; Didelphidae. The coding region runs from base 183 to 968 and encodes 261 amino acids. The transcript is spliced from 4 exons.
UGGUAAAAAUACCUAAUAAAAGCGUUUCUGUAGUGCGUUAAGGUUUGCAGAGCCCUCCAAAAGGAUUUCAUUUGAUCUUCAUAGCAACCUUGGAAGGCAGUUGCCAACAGAGAGGCACCUGGAAGCUUCUCCCCAUUUCUGUCGGGCCUCCCUACUCCUGGGUCCCUUCCAGAGCAUAGCAGAUGGAGAGGGUAGCGGCAAAGAAGACAGAGAGGUGUCCUUUAGAAGAAGGUAAAGAGGAGCCGGAGAAAGGCGACGACGCCUCCCAGGAGGAAGAAGAGGAAAGCAGGAAGAAGAGACCCCGGACCGAGAAGGCAGAGACAGACAGCAACUUGGCUGAGGGCUACCACUGGCAGAAGAUUCAGGCCGAGAGCCUGGACUGUGACUAUACAGUCCUAUUCAGCCGGGAGGAGGCGGACACCCUGCUGCAGACCCUGGAAAAAGAAGUGGAAUAUUUUGAAGGCGAUCUUUCCAGAGUGCACGUGUAUGGGAAGUGGCACCGGAUCCCGAGGAAGCAGGCCACUUACGGGGACGAGGGGCUGACCUACACCUUUGCGGGCCUCACCCUGUCUCCAAAGCCCUGGAUCCCAGUCCUGGAGCACAUUCGAGACCGUGUGACCGACGUGACCGGGCACGCCUUCAAUUUUGUGCUUAUCAACAGAUACAAAGACGGCUGCGAUCACAUUGGUGAGCACCGCGAUGACGAGCGAGAACUGGCUCCCAAGAGUCCCAUCGCCUCCGUCUCCUUCGGAGCCUGCCGAGACUUCUUCUUUCGGCACAGAGAUUCCCGGGGGAAGGAGCCCUCCCGGCCCGUGGAGGUGGUGAAGCUGCAGCUGGCCCACGGGAGCCUCCUCAUGAUGAACCACCCCACCAACAUCCACUGGUACCAUAGUCUCCCCGUCAGGAAAGGGAUCCUGGCUCCCCGGGUCAAUCUGACAUUCCGUAACAUUGUCUUCUCUAAAAGAUAAGUGCUUCUCUUAACGCUCAUCAAGUCUUGAUCUUUUUGACUGAAAAAUCAAUUUUCCUUACAGUUCCGUGUCAAAAAGGGUAAAUUGACUUUUCAGACUGUUAACUGUAUGUGAAAUAAAGCACAGUAGCCAACCUAGAAUGGAAACUUUAAAAAAGAAUGAAGCCGCACGUGUUGAUUUAUUAAAGGACUGUCGUCUCCCA